Contarinia nasturtii (swede midge) is the source of this 1225-nucleotide messenger RNA. RefSeq lists its product as uncharacterized. Bases 86 to 1225 code for a protein of 379 amino acids. Lineage: Eukaryota; Metazoa; Arthropoda; Insecta; Diptera; Cecidomyiidae. The record is from RefSeq and is a predicted model, not a curated record. Gene Ontology annotation, molecular function: DNA binding. The transcript has 3 exons.
AUAUAGCAUAUUUCUAUUUGAUGAAAAAAUUGUCUUAAAAAUAUUGUACAGAACACAAAAGCAUGAAAAGUUUAUAUCCGAUCCAAUGGGAGGUAGUCAGCCAGUAACAGAUUUGCCGGGUAUUGGUGCAGUUAGAGGUGGUCGUUUAAACAAUGCUGGGAUCACAACAGUAAAUCAGUUGGUAUUACUUUAUCAACGUAAAGGAAGUAGUGAGUUUGAAUUUUUUUUGAACAAAAUUUGCGGCCAAAAUUCAUUAUGGACAGGCAUGACAAUGGCGGCUUUGAAAGAGUAUGGUGAACAGAAAGUUUCAUCGCCAAGUUUCUCACCCCGAAAAGGAGAUGUCUUCCCUCUCCCACUCUCAAAGGGUGAUACUUUUGCAGUUCAAUCAGCAAGCAAUUGCUUAAUCGACAAGAAGUACGAACGAAAGGUAUUGGUUGAAAGAUCAACUUCGUCACAUAUCCUUCUAAAAAAAUCGAUUGAAAGCGUUGAAAACUCAAAAAAUGACAUCAUUUCAAAGGAUCGACAGAUAAAAAAACUACUUGAAUCCAAUGACUAUUUACAACUACGCUUUGAGGGAUAUCAAGAAACAAUCAAAGAGCUCACUGAAAAAACCGCUUCAAACGAUAAACAUUUAAAGAAGAAAAUAAUCGAGCUAAGCGAGAAAUUUUCGUCAAUGGAGAGUCAAUUGAAAUCUAAUGAAUCAUCACAAUCACGCAUUGAAGGGUAUUUAAAAUUAAUCACUCAGUCCAGCAAUGAAAUCACCUCAAAUAUUAAGCAAAUCAAAGUGAAAGUUAUUCAGCUUGAUGUGAAAAUGUCAAUGAUAAAUCAUAAAUUGAAAGAUUUAUCUGAAAAAAUGACGUGCUUGGAGGUACGGGUUCAACGGUCGGAAGGGUUAAUCAGUGAACUCAGCAAAGAAAAUGUUUUGAAGGUGAAACAAACAGAGAAAUUAUUCGAAGUCAAUGAAUGUAUGCGGUCAAAAAUUGAAGAAAACAUACAAACCAUGAGUAUACUCAACGAAAAAACCGAUUCAAGUGACAAAGUUCUAAUGAAACAAAUUGCUGAGUUGGAUGAGAAAAUUUUAUCGAAUAGCUGCGAAUUUACGAAUUUAUCCACGAAAGUUGCAUCAGUUGAUGAAGCGAAUUCCAAACUAAAGAAGAAAUUACAUAUUGUAUAUUGUGUACUUCUGGUUGCUUCUACUUGUUUACUUAUUAAAAAAAUCAAGUAA